Messenger RNA from Zophobas morio, 5344 nucleotides. Its product is annotated as transcriptional regulator ATRX homolog. Bases 293 to 5140 code for a protein of 1615 amino acids. Lineage: Eukaryota; Metazoa; Arthropoda; Insecta; Coleoptera; Tenebrionidae. Gene Ontology annotation, cellular component: nucleus. The transcript is spliced from 22 exons. Gene Ontology annotation, molecular function: ATP-dependent chromatin remodeler activity; ATP binding; ATP hydrolysis activity. The record is from RefSeq and is a predicted model, not a curated record.
UUGGCGACAAUGCAAAAAAUCAAAUUUGUUUGACUUGUGUUGUUGACGUUUCCAACAAGAUGGCAGAGCCCGUGAGUUUAUUGUUGUUUAAUUUCAACUAGCCCGUGUCAGAGAAUUAUGACAUGCACUUACGAUAUAAAAUUGUAACUUUGUAAAAAUUAAGUGGUUCUGUAAAUGGUUACUGAAAUUGUGCUGGACAGAAGAUCAGUGAGUUGGUUAUUGCCCAUUGUUGAGGCGGGAAACAGGUUCAACACUUAUAUUCGUAUGAAUUUUUAGGAUUUAUUACGAAAUAAUGUCGAAGGAGUUUUUGUUCGAUGUUCUAGAAAAAUUUGCACAAGUUACUUCAAUUAUUGUAGAAACAUCUAAGAUUAAGGACGACUUAGAUAAGAAUUUGUUAGAUGAACAUUUAAAGGAUAUUUUAGAACGAACUAAAGCACAAGUUGAAAAUUUAUUUGAGCAUGCCACAUCCGUUAAAGAAUUUUUUGAUAAACAUGAAAAGCAAGAGAAGUCGGCUGAUAGUAACACAAAUGUUGGUGCAAAUUCGUCAGAAGACAGCGAUACCUUAAAUUCUGGUGUUACCACAAACAAAGACAUAAAAUCUGAAAAUGAAGAGAUUAACAGCACAGAGGUACAAAAUCCAAAGCCUCUCAUUAAGUUGGUUGAUAUAAAAAAGCUAGUGGAACCAAGAACACUGAUAAAACAAGAUUCAAGAAAACAUACAAAGAAUAUUGAACUAGCAGAAACUGUUGUUAUUUCGUCGAGCUCAGAAGAUGAACGAGCGACACAUAAAACAACAAAAACUAAAACUACGGUGUCUAAAAGUGGUAUUCGUGCUUCUGCAAAUUCUCACAUUUCUAGUACCCACUCACGAAGCGCCGCAAACGUGCAAAGCACUAGAAGUCCUAGGGGAAUAAGAAGAAAAGCAGCUGAAGAAACAAUUAAGAAAAACAAAAUAUCGUUGCAAGUACAUAGUAGUUCUGACUCAGACUCGAGUGAAGAUGAGGUACUUCUUUCAAAAUCCCAUCGUAUUAAAAAUGGCAAUACCAAAAAAGCAACUGAAUUAGAGAAAGUCACAUUAUCAGAUACAUCAGACAACUCUUCAGAUAUUAGUUCAGUGGCAUCAUCCCGUCAUAAAAAAGAUAAACAAAAGAAAGAUAAGAACGUCACGACGCAGAACACCUCAGUGGCAGAUUGGAAGAAAGAUCCAAAGUUCAAUUUUAAUUGUUAUGUUAAAAUUGUCAGGGUACCAUGUGAAAAAUUAAAGGAAUAUUAUUUAGAAAAAUUGGACUUGCUGCAGAUAAAUAAAAUGCGUGAUUUAACCGCUUUAAAGAAAAAGAGGCGAAGAUCACAUUCUGCACAUUCAUCAGGUAAUGAUAGUAAAAGUGAGAAAAGACCAAAACGCAAACACAUUUCAAAACCUGUUCAUAAAGAAGACACAGAUAAAAGUGACUCAGAUGAUAAUGUAGCAAACCUUGAAGCAGGUAAUGAUAAAGGCGCAAGUCCUGCGCCUGAGCCUGAUAUAAGUUCUAAUUUGGCACAGUCUAAACUUGUGGAAGAUAUGGCAGAAGAUGCUUUGAACCUAUUAAAUUCAGAUAAAGAAGAUGACAAAGAAGAAGAAAAUGCGACCGCGGCAUCUGAUAAAGAGACUCCGUUAGAUGCAAGUAAAGAAAGUGACAAAGAAAAAGAGACACCUGACACAUCUAAUAAAGAAAAAGAGAAUGAAAAGGAAAAACAGGAUGUGCCAGAAAAGGAUUCUGAUAAAGAAAUAGUUAAACCAAAUAGUGAGAAUGUACCUAAUGAAGAAGGUGAUAAAGAAACGGCAGAGGAGCAGCUUCCAUUAACAUCUAAUGAAACUAGUGAAGAACUGGCAACCCCUGAAAAAAAAGGUGAUGAAGAAAAUGAUAAGGAUAAGGACAAAGACAAUAAAUGUGAUGAUGCUAAAAAUUCUACAAGUGAUAAAAAUGAGGAUCAGUCAGAAAAAGAAGCAGAUGAAAAAGACGCCGCUUUAAAUAGUGAAGAAGAAAAAGAAAAUCGAGAAAAAAGUAAGGCAAAAAAAGCGUGGAAAAAAGAUAAACUUCUUACAACAAAGCUGUCAAGUAGUGAUUCUGAGGCAGAAGCAGAGAAAGUUAAAAAGAAAAAAGAAAAAAUGCAGGAAGAAGGAACCAGUGAUGAUGAACCAAAGCUACCUAAGGAUAAAAAGAAAAGUCUUAAAAAGAGACGUAAGAAAAAAGCGAUUCUAUCCGAUUCUGAUUCUGACAACAAAAAAGACAGCGCCGACGACUUUCAACCAGAAUCUAGUAGUUCAUCAGAAUCAGAGAAAGAAGAAAAGGAGAAAGAACCUGAAAAACCAAAAUCCCGUAAACGAGUGAAGCGCGUCCGCGACAGCAGCGAAGACGACGAAGAAAAAUCAACAAGAAAGCAAAUCAGAAACAUUUGGGGAAGAGAUUCCCUUGCUGAAACCACAAAACAAGCUGAAGCCGAAGAGAAAGAACGAAAAGCUCGCAUCGCCGAAAAACAGAAAAAGUACAACCUAGUGUAUGAAGGCAACUCCCAGAAAAACGCCACAGUUGACAAAGUAGUGUUAGAUUUUGACGAAAAGAACAACGUAGAAUUGUUGAAAGUUGAUGAUCAAUUGGUAACUAAACUGAAGCCGCAUCAAGCCAGCGGUGUACAGUUUAUGUGGGAUGCAUGUUUUGAGUCGCUGGAACGUGCAAAAUCCACUACGGGCUCCGGAUGCAUUUUGGCCCAUUGCAUGGGUUUAGGAAAAACUUUACAGGUCAUUACAUUAGCUCAUACUUUGUUAAUCAACAAUGAAGAGACAAAAGUGAAGAAAGUUUUAGUUGUUAGCCCUUUAAAUACCGUAUUAAAUUGGGUGAACGAAUUCAAACAGUGGUUGCCCGACAAUGACGAUUUUGAAAUAUUUGAGCUGGUAUCGUUCAAACAAAAUUAUGAACGACAGUAUCAAAUCAAAACGUGGCACAAUUGUGGGGGAGUAUUGAUUAUAGGAUAUGAUAUGUUUAGGAACUUGAGCAAUCCAGACAACAAACGGUUGAGCAAGAAGAUGAGAAGUGCGUUUCAGGAAGCGCUGGUUGAUCCAGGUCCUGAUUUGGUGAUCUGCGACGAGGGUCACCUCUUAAAGAACGAAAAAACCAAUCUGAGCAUCGCUAUGAAUCGUAUAAAAACGUUAAGAAGAAUUGUAUUAACAGGCACCCCUUUACAGAAUAAUCUCAAAGAGUAUUUUUGCAUGGUGCAGUUUAUUAAGCCAAAUCUCCUGGGAACAUACAAGGAGUACCUAAAUCGUUUCGUAAAUCCGAUUACUAAUGGUCAGUACACAGAUUCGACGCCUCAAGACUUACAAAUUAUGAGAAAAAGAUCUCACGUUCUUCACAAAAUGCUGGACGGUGUAGUACAAAGAAGAGACUACUCUGUUUUGGAACCAUAUUUGCCUCCUAAGUUUGAAUACGUUAUAUUCUUAAAACUCUCUGAAACUCAGAUUAAGUUAUAUCAACAUUACAUGAAUCAUUUUGCUAAAAGAAACAUCGACGGGUCAAAUCGGACGUCAUUUUUAUUUGUAGAUUUUCAAGCCUUGCAGAGGAUAUGUGCUCAUCCACGAGUGCUUCUAGAUAAGAGUAUUGAGAUGAAGUUGGCCAAGGAAAGAAUGGACGAUUCCGAGGAAUCAGAAGGUUCUUUAAAAGAUUUUAUAAACGAUGAAGACGAAGACUCUACGUCUUCGUCAUCGAACUCUGGCUCGGAUAGUGAGAACGAAGGAAAAAAGGAGACAGGUCCUCGUAAGCGCCUAACAAGAGCUGCUGCGGCUUUAGCCAAAGAGAACGGCGAAGAAGUCGAAGAUGUGAUAACAGUUGAAGAUCCACAAGAUAAAGAAUGGUGGCAAGAAUACUGUGAUGGCGAUCAACUCGAUGUUAUAAUCCACAGUUCAAAAUUGUUCAUGUUAUUUGAAAUUUUAAAAGAAUGCGAACAAAUCGGCGAUAAAGUGCUCGUAUUUUCUCAGUCGCUAUAUUCUCUAAAUGUUAUUGAGUAUUUUCUGGAAAAAAUCCACGAUGCAACACAGAAUGGGGACACCGAGUCCGUUGGAGGUUACACUGGCUCAUGGUGCCUUGGACUGGAUUAUUUUCGUUUAGAUGGAUCGUCUUCAUGUGAUAGUCGAAACACAUGGUGCAAAACAUUUAACGAACCAUCCAAUACUCGGGCAAGGUUAUUUUUGAUCUCUACAAAGGCGGGUGGUCUAGGAAUUAAUCUCGUCGCAGCUAACAGAGUUAUUAUCUUUGAUGUUUCAUGGAAUCCAUCUCACGAUAUCCAGAGCAUAUAUCGAGUAUAUCGCUUUGGACAAGAGAAACCAUCUUACAUUUACAGAUUUGUCACCUUGGGUACAAUGGAAAUGAAAAUUUACGAGCGUCAGGUUACAAAGCAAGCCAUUUCCAAACGUGUUAUUGACGAACAACAAAUUGACCGCCACUACAACCAAAAUGAUCUCGCGGAAUUGUACAAAUUUGAACCAAAUCCGGGUGAACGUCCCAUUCCGUUAGUACCAAAAGAUGUUCUCCUGGGAGAACUUCUCCAGAAAUUUGAAGACAGGAUAUACAAAUAUCACGAACAUCAGUCGCUUCUUGAAAACAAAGCAGAGGAGUGUUUGAACGAAGAAGAACGUAAAGCCGCAUGGGAAGAAUUUGAAAACGAAAAGAAGCAAAGGACAAAUUAUGUCAAUUCGGCAGGUCUGUUAGACAUUGAGGCAUUCCUGGGUUCGAAUUAUGUGAGGGUAAGUAAUAUGGAAUUGGCGCUUACCAGUAUAGUACGACGGGAAAAUCCAAGCUGGACAGAAGUACAAAUAAGGGCAAUGUUGCCAACUCUCCACGCUCAAAUGCAGGAGCAAGUGGCAAGAGGCGAUCUAUCUUUGUAUAAACGAGUCCAACAAGAAAUUCAGUUAUUACAAGCGCUACAAACUCAAAGAGUCAAAGACCAGUUCUACCAACAGCAAAUGCUAAGAGCACUGCAACAGCGAUCUGUAAACUAUACAGGGUGGGUGAAUCAGUUUAUGAAUCAGACUCAAAUGCCUGGCACAAGUCGUACCCACCCUGCACCCAGUGGUAUAAAUACAGGUGACGUUAUAGACUUAAAUGAUUGAUUUUAGAAACUAUAGGUUUUAUUUAUACAUUAUUUGUAAGAACUUCGUCCUUGUACUACUAGUAAUUGAGUAAGUUAAAUUUUUUGUUGAUCUGAAUUUGGAAAACGAUUUUUGUACAUACCUUUCUCACAGUCAGUAGUAUAAGUGAUUGUGUUAAUUUUUAAAUUAUCAAUUUCUAAAAAAUAAAGCCAAAUUUCUAUAUUA